Messenger RNA from Brachypodium distachyon (stiff brome), 1225 nucleotides. RefSeq names its product DNA-directed RNA polymerase I subunit rpa43. Lineage: Eukaryota; Viridiplantae; Streptophyta; Magnoliopsida; Poales; Poaceae. Gene Ontology annotation, cellular component: RNA polymerase I complex. Gene Ontology annotation, biological process: DNA-templated transcription initiation. The transcript is spliced from 6 exons. The coding region runs from base 143 to 841 and encodes 232 amino acids. The record is from RefSeq and is a predicted model, not a curated record.
UAAGGCGUUGCCCUGCCGCCGCCACUUUCCUGGCCCUCCCGCUCCGCCGCUGCCGCCGCCUUCCUCUCUCCUCCUGCCACUCCCCCUCCUCGGCCGCUGCCGUCUUAAGGUAUAGCGCUAGCCCGCCGCCACCGCCGCCGCGAUGGAGGCGCUCCGGCAAGUCGGGGCCAAGCUGACGGUGUACGUGCACCCCUCCAACGCCGCCGAUGUCCGCCGCGCCGUCGCCCGCCAGCUCAGCACCCUCCUCUUCUCGUACGAAGAUCGCUUUGAUGGUGUUUUGCUAGCUCAUGAUAUAUUUUUCGAGAGCAACAAAGGCAAAAUCAUGGAUGGUUUGGUACCCUAUUUUGGGGUGCCGGUGCAUGCCAACAUGCUGCUGUUUUCUCCCCAGCCAAACAUGAUGUUGGAAGGGAAGGUUGAAAUGCUUGGCAAGGAAUCAAUUCAUGUCGUUGUCCUAGGGGUUUUUUCAGCAGCCAUUAUGGCAGAUGAUAUUCCUCAGAGCUUCAGAUUCAAAAGAAGAGGACAUGGAGGAAAAUUUAUAAGCCAGUUGGACAACCAGCAUGUGAUUAAGAAAGGAAGCAUGAUACGUUUUUCUGUCAAAGGGGUGGACACAGAAAUGAAUUGUCACAUUAAUGGAUCUUUAAUGCCACCUCACACUGGAUCCAUGGUUUGGCUAUCAGUACAUGAUGCUGAAUAUGCAUCAGAAAUCAACAGUGGCAAAAGGAAAUCAAAAGGUAUCAAAAUUGAGCAGAACGUGCAAGAUGACACAACUGUGAACAAUGAAGAUAGUGUGGUCAAUUCUGAACGGCCGCACAAGUCUCGAAAGAGGACCGUUGCAGAAUGAUAAUCAAUUGCUAGGUUUAAAGUGCCGUUUGUAAGAACAUGAGAUGUUUAGUUGUUAGCAGUAAUGUCCAUCACCAGCUUGUUUAUAUUGAUAGUUGGAUACUCAUUAGGGCCCGUUCGUUUGCUCCCAGCCCGGCUGGGAUCAACCGGUAUUUUCUAAAUUGUAGACCAAAUUCCCAUGAAUCCCUCCCGAUCCCCACCGGGAAAUCUGCAGCCAAACAAGCCCGUAGAGGGAUGAUGAUAGCCCAACUCAAAGAGUGGUGUUUUUGCUUGAUUCUCAACUUCUGAACAAAUCAAGGAUUCAAGGUGUAAUAGGUUUACUGAAUGGUUACUGGUCUUAUAUCCCAGCAAAGUGCCAGUUAUUAUAAUUUUUAUUUUAGCCUCC